ACAGGUUAUAGACGGAAUGAUUAAAAUGGACUGAAGUUACUACUACAUGUACUAAAACAUCGACAAGCUAGUUCUCAAUACAAUGGCGAGUAAUCCGAGAUUUCAGGCCAGUCUGAUUUCAAAAUUGUUUUUCUGGUGGCUGAACCCUAUCUUUGAGAAAGGAUUUAAAAACAAUUUAACAGAAGAUGAUUUGUAUGACAUAAGCAAUGAUGAAAGUUCAAAGUAUCUUGGAGACAAACUAGAAAGAAUAUGGUCGGAACAAGUAAAAAAUUGUAAACAAACGAAAGCAAAACCUAAGCUGUAUAAGUCAUUGAUUUCGACAUUCGGUAAAUCGUUCGUCUUGUAUGGAUUCUUGUUAUGUUUUGAGGAAGCUGUUGUCAUACUACAGCCUCUUCUUCUCAGCGGAUUGAUAAGAUACUUCACGAAAGAUGCACCCUUUGUUUCCGAAAUAGAAGGUUAUAUGUAUACAGGAGGUAUAGGAUUGUGUGCUCUCAUCUUGGCUUUCACACAUCAUAUAUAUUACCUAGGCGUUCAGACGAUCGGCGUCAAAAUGAAAAUAGCAUGCUCGUCCCUUAUUUACAGACAGACAUUACGAUUAAGCAUUGAUGGUCGCCGGGAAACUACCACAGGACAAAUAAUUGACCUUCUUUCCAAUGACGUUUCAAACUUUACACAGCUGAUGACAAUGCUACAUUUUCUUUGGAUCGGCCCUUUGGAGAUUAUUGUGGUUUUAAUAAUCUUAUGGAUUGAAAUCGGACCACCCGCUGUGGCAGGAUUCGUAGUAAUGUUUUUAAUGGUCCCCGUAGUACAUUUAAUGGGAGGCCUGAUUACAAAAUACGAGAAAUUCUCGGUGAAGCACAGAGACAAUCGUAUCAGUAGUAUUACUGAAAUCAUUAGGGCAAUAAAAGAGGUCAAACUAUAUUGCUGGGAAAAACUAUUCGGAGAUGAAUUGAGGGAGGAAAGAAGGCGUGAAGUUAAAGAACAAAAGAAAGUGCUUAUCGUACAUUUUGUUCAAGACAUCCUGACAUUUGUUUCCAAAUUCUUUUACAUUUUGCCUGUGAUAAUAUGGAUGAUGUAUACCUCUAUAGACCUUCGUGCUUCCAGUGUGUUUUUGGUUCUUAGAAUAUAUGAUCACGCUGGUCUCAUCGUUGGGAGAAGGAUGUUUCGUGCGUAUACUUUACUCGUUAAAACUAGGGAUGUCAAUUUACAAAGAAUACAGACAUUUCUGCUGCUUGACAAACGAAAAGAGAGAACAUAUACAGAUCCAGAAAAUAAAUCAUUUGUUGAUAUCGACAUUAAACGUGCACAUUGGGAGGACAACGAAAAUACUACUUUAAGGAAUAUAUCUGCAAAAGUUGAACAAGGAAAGGUGUUGACAAUUGUAGGUCCAGUCGGUUGUGGAAAGUCUUCAUUACUGAUGGCAAUACUAAAUGAACUCGAAUUAAAGGAAGGUAAAAUAGAUGUCCAUGGUCGGAUGGCAUAUGCAAGCCAACAUCCGUGGCUAUUCUCUGGAACUCUGAAACAGAAUAUUACAUUUGAAAAAACAGUUGACAAUGACAAAUACCAGAAAAUACUUCACGCAUGUGCUUUAGACGAGUUUAAGGAUUUCCAGAAGAUGGACGACAAAGAUGCAACAUUGAUAGGUGACCGUGGCGUUAACCUCAGCGGUGGCCAAAAGUCACGUGUCAAUCUUGCACGUGCACUUUAUUGCGAUGCCGACAUUUAUUUGCUUGAUGAUCCGCUUAGUGCUGUUGACUCUGAGACCGGACAACAUAUCUAUAAACAGUAAAUAUAAAAAACCGCUAAAUUUGUACGUC
This is a messenger RNA of Ruditapes philippinarum (Manila clam), 1817 nucleotides long. Its product is annotated as ATP-binding cassette sub-family C member 4-like. Lineage: Eukaryota; Metazoa; Mollusca; Bivalvia; Venerida; Veneridae. The coding region runs from base 83 to 1789 and encodes 568 amino acids. The transcript has 12 exons. Gene Ontology annotation, biological process: transmembrane transport. The record is from RefSeq and is a predicted model, not a curated record. Gene Ontology annotation, cellular component: membrane. Gene Ontology annotation, molecular function: ATP hydrolysis activity; ABC-type transporter activity; ATP binding.